Messenger RNA from Caenorhabditis angaria, 461 nucleotides. The record is from the annotation of a GenBank genome assembly. NCBI's taxonomy places the organism in Eukaryota, Metazoa, Nematoda, Chromadorea, Rhabditida, Rhabditidae.
AUGAUAAAUAUUUAUACCCUAUUAACAUUAAUUCUUGGCUCUUUCUUGUCAUUUUCUGGAUUUUAUCAACCAACUUAUUAUGCUUUGAACAAUUCUGGACAAUGGAUCAGAAUUCGUGAUGAAAUAUCAGUAAGACGAUUUCGACUAGUUUUAUUAUUUGUACAAGUAAUAACUGAUUCCUUAUACAUUUUAUUUUCAUGGUUCACUCGCAUUAAAUUGGAAAAAAUGGAAUUGCUCAAACGAGCAAAAGAAAUGGUUACAUUUUGAGAUUUAGAAACAUUGAAAAAACAUAAUGUUUGUUUCAGAAAAUGAUGAACCUUCUGUUGAUAAAUAUUCCAAUAAUGCUUAUAAAUGUUUAUCAUCAACUUAGUUAUAUACUUGAUAGCCCAUUUCUUGUUCAUAUUGAUAACGAAGUAAGUUUGAAGAGGGAUUUGAUGAGUACUAAAGUUAGUAUCAAUUAA